This is a messenger RNA of Diuraphis noxia (Russian wheat aphid), 1495 nucleotides long. Its product is annotated as eukaryotic translation initiation factor eIF1-like. Gene Ontology annotation, biological process: translational initiation. The record is from RefSeq and is a predicted model, not a curated record. NCBI's taxonomy places the organism in Eukaryota, Metazoa, Arthropoda, Insecta, Hemiptera, Aphididae. Gene Ontology annotation, molecular function: translation initiation factor activity.
GUCGUCGUACCUUAUCAUCUGAACGUUUCGUUUGAUUCCAAUUUAUUCUUUUGAUCGUUACCGUUCUUUUAUUGAAAAUUAUAUAUAUUUCGCCUGUUAUACCGCAGUGCAUAGACUCUGUUCUCUCGAAUCUCUUCCCAGUCCCUGUCGUUCAGUUUUCGACGUCCAGCCCACGUGUCCGAGUCCUAUCGCAACAGGCCGACUUUUCCUACGACAAGAGACACGAACAAUACGCAUGUCAAUCCAGAAUCUCAACGUUUUUGACCCGUUUGCUGAUGCAAACAAGGGUGCAGAUGAUGAUGUACAAGAUGGGCUUGUUCAUAUAAGAAUUCAACAGCGUAAUGGUCGCAAAACAUUAACAACGGUACAAGGUCUGUCAUCAGAAUAUGACUUGAAGAAGAUUGUACGAGCUUGCAAAAUGGAGUUUGCUUGCAACGGCACUGUAGUUGAUCAUCCCGAGUAUGGUGAAGUAUUACAACUUCAAGGGGACCAGCGAGAAAACAUUUGCCAAUGGUUAACUAAAUGUGGUCUUGCCAAGUCCGAUCAACUCAAGGUCCAUGGUUUCUAAUGCUUUGUAUUAUUACAUUACUCAGUCAAACAAAUCAUAAUAAAUUAAAAAUUAAAAAUAUAUGUUAAUAAAUUUAAUGUUUGAUUCUACUGAUUUUUUAAUUUUUUAUUUAAAUUUAAAUUUAAGUGUAGAUUCAAAUUAGCAUUAGUGAUAAUAUCUUAGUGUUAUCUUAUUACUGGUAUAUUGUUGGUACUGACAUAUUUAGAGAACAUUUUCAAAAUGUUUUUCAUAUCUUAAUGUAUCAAGAAAUUUUUUUAUCUGUAUUACACAUAGUUCCACAUUUUACUUAGUAUGAUAUUGGUGUUAAAAUCUUCAUUAAAUUUAUGGCAUUUAAAUGUUUUUCUUUUAUAUAUUUAAUGUAUAUAUUUACUGGCGUGGAUCUAGAAAAAUAAAAUGGAGGGGAGACUAAUUUUUCAGAAUAAAUUCGAUUACAAUUUUAGUUUGCACCAGAUUAGAUAAUAAUAGUUGCAAUUGUAUUUAUAUUUUAAAUGUAUACAAUUUAAGAUGUAUGAAGUAUUAUGUAUUAUAUAAAUACAUUCAUAAUAUGUAAUUUUUCUUUAGGCACCACCCAAAACCUCUUAGCCUCUGGAUCCACGCCUGUAUUUUUUCUUAAAAUGUAUUUACAUUUUAUUAACCAUUCUAAUUGUCCGAAUCAUUUAGUGAAUUAGCUUUGGUAACUCUGUGACUGUUUAGUUAUGAGCUAAAGGUGUGUCCCCACUGCAUGCGGCUUUCUUUAAUGUGAACUGACAACCAUUGAGAAUCUGCUGCUUCUGUUGAUCGGCUACAAAAACCGAGAUGCUUCACAUCCACACCAUAAUAAUGAAGUCGAGUGGUAAAGCUGCAUGCCAACGGGGACGCGUCUUAGAGGGUUAGGUUAACCAAAGUUAUUUAUUAACUAAAGCUAUCUAUGGUUUGAUAAAAAAAAAA